AUGUUUCUUUCCUUAUUUAUUUUAAAAGAUUUUGACAGAAGUGAUGAAAAUCCACUUCCUAAAAACAACCUACCAAUGGCUGGCCCGGUUUCUGAUAGCCGUCAAGGCAGUACGAAGUCGGCGCUCGCUGGAACAUUUUUCCUUAAAAUCGAAUAUUUUGCUGACUUUUCACAAGUACCUCUACAGCCCCUCCAACCCCGGAAUAUUUUUUUACAUCAAUCUUACCAAUCACUAAUGCGAGUUUUUUUUCCAGUGUUUUAUUUCCAGAAGAAAUGGUUUUUUUGUGUAGAACAAGCUUUGUCUAUCGCCUACGGUGGAGUGUGA
Echinococcus granulosus is the source of this 324-nucleotide messenger RNA. RefSeq lists its product as hypothetical. NCBI's taxonomy places the organism in Eukaryota, Metazoa, Platyhelminthes, Cestoda, Cyclophyllidea, Taeniidae. The record is from RefSeq and is a predicted model, not a curated record. The coding region runs from base 1 to 324 and encodes 107 amino acids. The transcript has 3 exons.